AUGGCUGACGUCGUACUAGGUGCCCAGUGGGGUGAUGAAGGAAAAGGAAAACUGGUGGAUAUCCUCUGUGAUGACAUCGAGGUUUGUGCCAGAUGCCAAGGAGGAAACAACGCAGGUCACACUAUCGUUGUCGGAGACAAGAAGUACGACUUCCACAUGCUCCCGUCCGGACUUGUGAAUCCGAAGUGUGUCAACCUGGUUGGAUCUGGUGUUGUUGUGCACAUCCCGUCGUUUUUCGAGGAGCUAAGCAAGAUCGAGGAGCAAGGUCUCGACUGCAAAGACCGUCUUUUCCUAUCUUCUAGAGCGCACUUGGUGUUUGACUUCCACCAACGUGUUGAUAAACUUAGAGAGGCAGAGCUGUCCACCAAUAAGAAAUCCAUCGGUACCACUGGAAAAGGUAUCGGGCCAACGUAUGCCACGAAAGUGUCCAGAUCUGGUAUUAGAGUCCACCAUCUUGUUAGUGACGAGCCAGAUUCGUGGAAGGAGUUCGAAACAAGAUUGAGGAGACUUGUGGACACUCGUUUCAAAAGAUACGGCGAGUUCGAUUUUGAUGUUGAAGCAGAGAUCGCCAAGUACAAGGAUCUGCGCGAAAAAAUCAAGCCCUUCGUGGUGGACUCUGUCCAGUUCAUGCACAAGGCUCUAAAAGAAAAAAAGAAGAUCCUUAUCGAAGGUGCAAACGCUUUGAUGUUGGACAUUGACUUCGGAACCUAUCCCUAUGUGACGUCUUCCAAUACCGGCAUCGGUGGUGUGCUGACAGGACUUGGUAUCCCUCCUCAGAGCAUCAAAAACAUAUAUGGUGUUGUCAAGGCCUACACUACCAGAGUCGGUGAAGGACCAUUCCCUACGGAACAAUUAAAUGAGGUCGGCGAGAAGCUGCAGGACAUUGGUCGCGAGUACGGAGUGACGACUGGACGGAAGAGAAGAUGCGGAUGGCUGGAUCUUGUUGUGGUCAAGUACUCGUGUCUCAUAAAUGGAUACACCUCCUUGAACGUUACCAAAUUAGACGUUUUGGACACUUUCAAGGAGAUCAAGGUUGCUGUUGGAUACAGCUACAACGGCAAAAAGCUCGAGUCAUUCCCUGAAGACUUGUACAUUCUGGAGAAAGUGGAUGUCGACUAUGUCACUCUCCCGGGCUGGAACCAGGACAUCACCACGGUGAAGACCUACGACGCCCUGCCUGAGAAUGCCAAGAAGUAUCUCAAGUUCAUCGAGGACUUUUUGGACGUUCCUGUCCAGUGGGUCGGAACAGGUCCAGGCAGAGCUAGUAUGCUGGAGAAUCGUUUGUAA
Ogataea angusta is the source of this 1287-nucleotide messenger RNA. RefSeq lists its product as uncharacterized. The transcript has a single exon. Gene Ontology annotation, molecular function: adenylosuccinate synthase activity; GTP binding. Gene Ontology annotation, biological process: 'de novo' AMP biosynthetic process; IMP metabolic process. Lineage: Eukaryota; Fungi; Ascomycota; Pichiomycetes; Pichiales; Pichiaceae. Gene Ontology annotation, cellular component: cytoplasm. The coding region runs from base 1 to 1287 and encodes 428 amino acids. The record is from RefSeq and is a predicted model, not a curated record.